UUUGCCCACUCUGGGUGUCUGGACCUCAGUAAAGACUCCUCCACCGUGGGGCUUGGGUACGAUGGGCCGAAGCUGGACUCGAACCCUUGCCGCUCUGCACCUCCUGGCACUCCUCUCUGCUACACCUUUGUCCGGGGCGGAGGAGAGAGACGGGUUUGGGCAGGACCAGACGAUCCAUGUGCUGAGGAUGAGGAGAGAUGCGAGUGCUCCAAGCAAGAUCUCCUGUGAGCUGUCACCCUGGAGUCAGUGGAGCUCUUGCCAGCCCUGCCAAGACAACAAGUACCGGUCCAGAUCCGUGAUCCAGUUCGGCCAGUUCGGGGGCAGGCCCUGCACCGACUUCCUGUACGAGGGGCAGCCAUGCCCAGCCCUGGACACAUGCCAGGCCAACACACCCUGUGACAACGGCUUCAGCUGCACCAACGGGCGCUGCAUCCAUGAGAGACUGGCCUGCAAUGAUGAUGAUGAUUGUGGAGAUUACAGUGAUGAGGAUGAGUGUGUGGCCAUUCGGCCCACCUGCCGAGGGUACCUGCAGCCCCUGUCCCUGACCGAGGCCAUCGGAUCAGGUGUGAACGUGCUGGGGCGGGAGGUGCGGGCGAGGCCCCUGGACAACGAGCGCUACAACGGUCGGUGUGAGACCGUGAUGGACGGCACAGCCCGGAGACGGGUACGGCUAGCCUGGAACAUCCCCACUUUCAUCUUCCAGACUCAAGCCCAGCAACUGGUCUCCACCGAGGUCUAUGAAACGUCGUCGGAAAUGGUGAAGAAGCUGUACUUGGAACUCACCAGAGAUUUGAGAGCGGGAUCCACUUCUGGGGCUUAUGGCAAAGCGAUGGUUGAAGCAGGAAUUGAAGCUAUAUGGAGCUACAACACUUCAGAGACUCACGAGUAUAUCCGGGUCAAAGGCCAGAUGGAGUUGGCAAGGUUCAAGCUGCGGAGCAGUGGCCUUGAACUGAGCGGGGAUUUUAUACGGGAUCUGAAAGGACUUCCGAUCGAAUACGACAAGGGAGCGUAUUUUAAAAUCCUGGAGGACUACGGCACCCACUACGCUUCGUCGGGAACCCUCGGAGGGAAAUACCAGAUGGUCUACGUGCUCAAUAAGUCCGAAAUGCGCAAAGCUCGUAUCACAGCUGAACACCUGAAGGGCUGCCUCAGCAAAGGCACCAACUCCAGGUCGAAGAUUGCGGGGGAACCCAAGAAAACCAACCCCGAGGUGUGUGACCUGACCGGGGCACAACAAGAAACAUCAAGCCGGGUGCCAUCUGUCAUUCAGGACGUGGUGGCGUUGGUGAUUGGUGGAGACGUGGAAUACCUGACUAAGCUGAAAGCGAUGCUGUCCGCGGGGAAGAAGCCCAUCGAUGGCUCCGUCUACAGCGAAUGGGUCGAUUCGCUGGUCAGGUCCCCCGCUCUCAUCAGGCCCACGCUCCAGCCCAUCUCCGCCCUGGUGCCACUGACCCUGCCCCACAGCCCGCGUGUCCGUGGGAACCUGGACCGUGCACUGGGCGAGUACGUGGCGGAGUACGACGUGUGCAAGUGCCAGCUCUGCCGUAAUGGGGGCACUACCACCCUCCUCCACGGCCGCUGCCUCUGCCUCUGCCCCCCUCUCUUCCAGGGGGAUGCCUGCCAGACCCCAAAGAACAGCCAGGCCCGCCCAGGUUACACGGAUGGGGCAUGGGGGUGCUGGGGCACAUGGAGCGUGUGCCAGGGGGGGCAGCAGCGGCGGCAGCGGCAGUGCCAUGGGCAGCAGGGAGGGGGCGCCACCUGCCUGGGGGAGAACACUGGCUCCAUGUACUGCUGA
Messenger RNA from Leucoraja erinaceus (little skate), 1795 nucleotides. Its product is annotated as complement component C9-like. NCBI's taxonomy places the organism in Eukaryota, Metazoa, Chordata, Chondrichthyes, Rajiformes, Rajidae. The record is from RefSeq and is a predicted model, not a curated record. Gene Ontology annotation, cellular component: membrane attack complex. Gene Ontology annotation, biological process: immune response. Gene Ontology annotation, molecular function: protein binding.